CCCGCACCCAAACACCUUAACCAUAACCCAACAAACACUCACAUGGCCAUAUAAGCAUGAAGCCAUGCCAUGUGCCCCGAUUCUAUGGCUAUGACUAUCGCGACUCAAGCCAAGCUGAUCAAGAUCAAAGCCCACGAGGUGCUGACCAUGCCAGGCGUUGAUACAAUACCAUCCCCGUGCCACACCUCAUGCGGUCCGCGCCAGUAUCCUUUGCCUUGAUUGCAUGUUGCUUGAUCAAUCCUCACGUCCAAAGCCAUGGCUGUUAUAACAACAUGACAGCCCCCGACUGCAUAUCCUCUAUUCCAAGCCUAGGCAACGUGUGUGCAUGACCCAGGUACCGCGCCACAUAGGGCCACCCUUAGCCACCCUUUUACACGCCACCCAAGAUGCACUCGCUCAUCAAGCAUCUCAAAUCGGACAAGGCAGACGAGGAGCCUCACCAACCGCAAUCAGAUGCACCCGUCAAAAGAAGUAGAGCGCCGGCCAAGCCUCCAUCAAACGACCCCAACAUCCCGAAGAAGCGCCUUCAUCUCAACCAGAUAUGCCUCUACGAACGCCGUCUGCCCGGAAGAGCGUACGUCUCCGCUCAUGUGAACCGCUUGCAACACGGCUUCUACAGGUCCGAUGUCCUUCAUGGAGCCGCCAUCAACCAUGUGUACUUUGUCUCUGUCCGUUUUGUCUUUCAUCCACAUGAUCCGGAAUCGCAUCGCUUCAGGAGUGCCGAGAUUCAAGUGAGCCUGCACGGCGAAGACCCCAGCUCCGGCUCCCACAGACGGUCCGGGCGCUCGCAACCGCGCAUCCUGAAGCACGCCCCAGAGCUCAUGUUUGGCGCUGUAUCCCCGGAGAACCUCCAGUGGAACUUCAGCCUUUCGACUUCAUUGGGCGUGUCUCCGGCAUCCCCCGUCGGUGCAUAUAUAAUACCGCAAGCAUCUGUGCAAAGCAGCUACAAGGUCUUUCACAUGAUGAGUAUCCAAGGUUCAGUGCGGUCAAGGCAAGACAGGUCGGGGCAGACUAUUGAAGACUCCAAAGCCGUCUGGACGCUCAGCGAGAAUGUGCUCCAGAAAUCAGGAUUACCGCGCGAGUUUGAUUUUGUGAUGCUUGUGCAGAAGCCAAAGGAUGUUAAGAACAUAUACAUGACGGUCAAUGUAGAUACCAGCGUAGCAACUUGGUAUGGUGCAUAUCCCCAAUGGUACAACAAUCUCUCCGAGUACGUGCCAUCGCAAAACUUUGCUGUCAGCUUCGAACAUGACGUUGGCCAACGGUUUCUUCCUAGCCAUCCUGGGCUUGGCUACAACUUUGCCGACCUGAUACACUCGCUGGAUCAGUAUGUAAUGAUGCCAGGGACUAUCUAUCCGACGGCUGGUACAAAUCAAGGAGAGUUCAACCCGAACCAAACUCACCGGCGGCCACUUGAGGAAAACAAGGUCAAUGAGCCCGACCGUCCACCUUCUCGCUCCAAGCGGCGUCCUAGGUCCCCGAGUGAAUAUCAAUCACGGAUACAGGACUCGAGCCAGCGAGAAAGACGGAACUGGACACCUGAGCAUAUUGAUGUUCGACUUGUUGUCGACCACCGAUUUCCUCGAAGCCCUAAUCCACGGCGUUUUUCGUAUUCGCCCCCGCACGUUGUGGAAACAAGACGACAUCCAUCAAUACGACGCAGAAAGUCACAGAUACGCUUAAAGGAGUGUGGCGAAGCGGAAUUUAGAAGGACUUAUACCCGGUGAUGUAGAGACUGGAGGAAAUAGAACACACACGCUGGAGGAGCAGUUAAUAAACAUAUGGUCACGUGAAAAGUACAUGUGCAUGUGGCCCGAUCCACAUAACAAUCGAUUCGUCAGCCAACGCUCCAUG
Molecule: messenger RNA, 1851 nt
Organism: Bipolaris sorokiniana ND90Pr
Lineage: Eukaryota; Fungi; Ascomycota; Dothideomycetes; Pleosporales; Pleosporaceae
Exons: 2
Coding region: 387-1724 (445 amino acids)
Source: RefSeq, a predicted model, not a curated record